Molecule: messenger RNA, 4702 nt
Organism: Seriola aureovittata
Lineage: Eukaryota; Metazoa; Chordata; Actinopteri; Carangiformes; Carangidae
Gene: usp49
Product: ubiquitin specific peptidase 49
Exons: 7
Coding region: 1105-3138 (677 amino acids)
Biological process (GO): protein deubiquitination
Cellular component (GO): cytoplasm
Molecular function (GO): cysteine-type deubiquitinase activity; zinc ion binding
Source: RefSeq, a predicted model, not a curated record
UCUGUGCAUGCCCAUGUAAUCCAGAGGAGAUGUCUGAAAAUGAGUGAAAACAUCUGUGGGUAUAGACCAUGGGUGUGCAGGGUCUUUAAAAGGCUGCUUUCAUUUUGAUGCAAUAAUAAUUAUUAGUAUACACUAGUGUAAUAUGUAAAACGUAAAACUCAGGAAGGGGCCAUCAUUCAGUAUAAUGAUUACUUUUACUUUCUUACAUUGUGAUCCAGAAAAAGAUCUAUGUGACUGAAACUGAAAGCAUGUGUAACAUUAUUAUAUGUCCAUGGUACAGCUUCAAAGUACUGAAUAACAGGGACGUGGUAUUAAAAUUAGUCACUUAAAAAGCAAUAACAUAAAAAAUUAAGGGAAGAGUGAGACUCUGACAACUUUCCGUAUCAAACAACAUAAUUUUCCAAGCAACAGCCUCAUGCUGGAUUAAUACUUGGCACCAGUAUCACCCUGUGAUUAUUCAAUCACAGUAUUUGCAGUAAUAGAGGCCCCAAGUAAGUCCCUUGCACAUGACAGCUUGAGCAGCAGAAACAACCAAUGCUGUGCUUAAAAGCUUCACAUCCACAAUUGUAUUUUUAUCAGAUUAACUCAAACCAGCUGACUCUCGGCGAACAUGGGGCUUUCGGGGACACUGGGUGAGAGGCUCUGGGGGCAGCUAUCCGCUUUGCCCGGGUUUGCAGCCCAAACCCAGCCUCGGUUACUGUUCCAUGUGGCCUCGGUGGGUGGACUGUCGGACGGUCCAUCCUGCUGCCUGUUGUUCAGCCACUCCGCCAAUGAGAGCCCGGCUGCCGCUCAGUCCCAGUCCAAUGAGAGCAGCAGGGUCUGGGCUCGGAUCGCGAGUUGGGUUGUUCAAUCUGUGAGGAGGACAACAACCAGCUCCGAGUGUACUGGAUGGAUGGAUGGAUGUUGGCGAUGAAUGUUCCUAUUGGUGCUGGUGGUCACCGUGAACAUGGAUGAUCAAGCCGAAUGUUGCUCUUGAGUUCUCUGCACAUGUUGUGAUGUAUUGUCCCAAACCUGAUCAAGCAAUCUACAUUUUCAGUAGAAUGAGUUGCUGCUUGGCUACAGGACGUGUGUCCUAUCACUGAGGCCACAUGUGCAUCUGGAGAGAUGGAUCGUUGUAAGCACGUGGGACGCCUUCGUCUGGGCCACGAUCAUUCUAUCCUCAAUCCACAGAAAUGGCACUGUGUGGACUGCAGCACCACCGAUUCAGUGUGGGCCUGCCUCAAGUGCUCCCACGUGGCAUGUGGACGUUUCAUGGAGGAGCACUCACUCAAACACUUUCAGGAGUCACAACACCCACUGGCUAUGGAGGUGCGUGAGUUGGAUGUCUUCUGCUUUGCCUGUGGAGACUAUGUCCUCAAUGAUAACGCAGAGGGAGACCUCAAACUCCUCAGAGGUGCACUCUCUACUGUUCGGAGCCCAGGUAGACGUUCACUGCGUUCCUCGACUGGGGGAGAGUGCACCCCCUGGGUUGGGGAAGGUGGGCCACAGCCCGCCAUGCAGCUGGCCUUGCGUCACAGGAGGAAAGCACUCCUAGGGAAGAUGUUUCAAAUAUGGAUCAGCAAACAUCAGGAGCUGCAGAAUCAACGCAAGGAGAAACUUGAGGAAGCUAGAAGACAAAAGAAAGAGGUGAAAAGGAGACUCAUGGAAGAGCUUGGCAAUGUACCUCCCAGAAAGAGUGCUAGGCUUCUUACUCAGGCGCCACGUUCAACGAUCACACUCAUUCCUCGCAAAUUUCGCGACCCUCCAGAACGCCUACCUCCUCCUCCCAAGAAGCCUUCCCUUCUAACCCUGUCCCGCAAGGCUCCUCGGAACGGCAGAGCUGCUAAACUGAGGAGAUACUACUCCACACAUGCGGUAACCCGCCGGAGACCUGCUCCAGGUGUCACUGGUCUGCGCAACUUGGGGAACACAUGCUACAUGAACUCAAUAUUGCAAGUGCUGAGCCACCUGCAGAAAUUCAGGGAGUGUUUUCUCACUUUGGACCUGUGUGAGACUGAGGAGCUGCUGGCCAAGACCAAUCACUCCCAGGACAUGAAGGGGGUAACAGGAGGUGUAGUCAGCAGUGGUAACACAGCACUGUCAGGAUGCCCUCUUGGACGCAUGGGGAAGGCAGGUUGUUGGAAUUUGCCAGUUAGCAAAAAAGAAAGCGCUCCGCCCUCUUCGCAGGCUGCGGAGUUGGUCCAGCCCAAGGAGCCUCGCUGCUCCACCCGCCAGCAAAUGUCUCUGUGCCAUGAGUUGCAUACACUUUUCAGGGUCAUGUGGUCCGGCCGGUGGUCUUUGGUAUCUCCCUUCGCCAUGCUGCACUCUGUGUGGAAUCUCAUCCCAGCUUUCCGUGGGUAUGACCAACAGGAUGCCCAGGAGUUCCUGUGUGAGCUGCUGGACAAGGUGCAGCAGGAGCUGGACACAGAGGGGUCCAAACGCAGGAUAGUUAUCCCCAUCACAAAGAGGAAACUAUCCAAGCAAGUGCUAAAGGUCCUCAACACCAUCUUUCAUGGGCAGCUACUCAGCCAGGUGACGUGUCUGUCCUGUAAGCACAAGUCUAACACAGUUGAGCCAUUCUGGGAUUUGUCUUUGGAGUUUCCGGAGCGAUAUCACAGCAUAGACAAAGGCUCAGGAUCUACAGCUUACCAGCGCAGCUGCACCCUCACCGAGAUGCUGUCCAAGUUUACAGAGAUGGAGGCUCUUGAAGGCAGCAUCUACGCCUGCAACCACUGCAACAAAAGAAGACGGAAAUCAUCCCACAAACCCUUAGUUCUGUCAGAGGCAUGUAAGCAGCUUCUGAUCUACCGUUUACCUCAGGUUCUACGGCUGCACCUCAAACGCUUCAGAUGGUCGGGGCGGAACCAUAGGGAGAAAAUCGGCGUCCAUGUGGCCUUUGACCAGGUUCUGAACAUCAAACCAUACUGCUGCACAGGCUCAGGUCACUCUGUCCACAGAGGAGGCUACACCUAUGAUCUGUCUGCUGUAGUCAUGCAUCAUGGUAAAGGCUUCGGCUCAGGGCACUACACCGCAUACUGCUACAAUACAGAAGGAGGUUUCUGGGUCCACUGUAAUGACUCUGAGAUGAAGGUUUGCAGUGUGGAGGAAGUGUGCAACACUCAGGCCUAUAUUCUCUUCUAUACCCAGAGGUCUGCCUAGGCACCUCUCGCUGUGAUGUCGACCUGCACGUGGCAACUUAGGGCUGCAUUUAUGAAAAUGUUCUCUGAUGUUUUCCCAGAUGUAAUUAAACAAUCACUUUAAAAUGAUUUACUAAAAAAAGAUUGCAAUGAGGGCAGUAGGACAGCCACAAUCAUGAGUCAAGGUGAAAAUUUUAGCAGCAUAAUCCAGAUGAGAAAGGUGGAAAUAAUUGUAUACAUACUGUAAUUUAGCCAUUACAAUUGGUGGAUUUGCAUUAAUAUUUCCUAAUGGAAAAAACAGAAAUCAAAAACCUUUUCAUAAAUGAGGCAACAGGUUUCUCCGCCCUGUGGGACCAGCAUAUUGGUUUAUGGCCUGAAGACUGUGGGAGCAGGUCUGACUCUGUCCUGCUGAACACCAAGUUGUGUGUCCAUGUUUUUAAAAACAACCAGGCUCAUGUAUGUUGAGUCUGGAAACAACCAGGCGCUCUCCUGAAACAGCAUUUUACAUUCAGAGGCAACACGGAUUCUGGAGUUUGGAGCAUUUUCUCACAAUAAUGUUGACAAUGUGCGUUUUAUAUGUAACUGUACAUUUGAUCUCAAUGCACUAAAUAUUAUGGGAGGUACAUCUUUCAACAUGAUUGCGUAGAUCCUCUUGAAUGAAAGGAGUGUAGUUAUAGAAGAGACUAAAGUCCAGACUCUGUGUUGCCUCCUGUUCAGCUUUUUUAAUUAUUGUGAAAUGUCAGUUUUGAAAACUUUUAAUACUCAUCGUGUCAUUUGUAUUUCACCAUGUCCUCUCCUCAAUUGUACUGCUGUGACUGGAUACUGUGUCUUAGGCUCGAGGCCUUGGUGUGCGCUCUCAGUGAACAGGAAUCGUUUUUGUUUUUAGUUUUAUUUUGUAGCCAUUCUAUGUUUCACUUCCACAAAAAGAAGCAAAAAGUUUCAGACACUUGAUUGAAGAUGAGCGAUGGAAAGCUGCACUUUUGAGGAGGGGCUAUUACUGUUGGUCCUAUCUUUGUGAUUGUUCAUGUUUUAGCUCCUGUAACUUCUUUAAAUGGCAGCUCCUCCUGCGGUUUAACUGUUAGACUAGUCUGAGCCCAGGUCGGAGACACUGCACCUGUGUUUUAAAUGCAGGAGAUUGAAAACGAGUCAUAGGGCAGACUGCGAUACUGAGGAAUGUUUUUGGGAGACUUGGGGUACCCAUUUUGAGUUAAGCACCUGAAAGCAAUAUACUGUACAUCUUGCAUCUUGACAGGAAAUUGAGAUAAAAUCAGGAAUUCUUCUGCUUGUUAUACAAUGUUUUUUUCUACUCUGCUGUUUCUAUCAAGGUCUUUAGAAUUUCCUAGGUAAUCAAGAAAAACUGUUGUGUUUGAUACGAGUCAAAUGCAAAUUACAUUUGUGAACUCUGUAAAAGUUGGAACAAUCUAAUGACGAUGAAUGUCUUACUUUUUAGUGGUCAGGUGUGGCUAUGCCACAAGCUCUGAUCCCCUUGAGUUCUGUCUUGUACUGUAAGAAUACCUGUCAUAAAUGUAAUGGUCAUAUGGGUUUUGUCUGACAGUAAUUAUUAAAAAGACAAAACAAAUUUGAAA